This is a messenger RNA of Sebastes umbrosus (honeycomb rockfish), 4511 nucleotides long. It is a transcript of the gene tsc1b, whose product is annotated as TSC complex subunit 1b. The transcript is spliced from 23 exons. The record is from RefSeq and is a predicted model, not a curated record. Gene Ontology annotation, cellular component: TSC1-TSC2 complex. Bases 260 to 4102 code for a protein of 1280 amino acids. Gene Ontology annotation, biological process: regulation of cell cycle; negative regulation of TOR signaling; negative regulation of cell population proliferation. Lineage: Eukaryota; Metazoa; Chordata; Actinopteri; Perciformes; Sebastidae.
AGUUGUAAAAAGUUGGCGUUGUGACUAUUGUGGCUCUAACUUGUGGGGGAUUAUUUUGUGCAUGCAGCCUUGACGGCGGAGGGACACAGCGGUGGGAUGGGCUGUGAGGUGUUCAAGAUGGCGGCGCCCUGUGGAGUGCAGCUACUCUAACAGAGGUGCCUGGAGACUGUAUUGGUGGGUGGCCCCAGGAGUCCUCCAGGCAGGCAGGGACGGACACCGCGAGAGAGACGCUGCCUCCACCUCCAGCACUGCCACCGCCAUGGCCAGGGAGCAGCCCAACGUGGGGGACCUCCUCCCUCUCCUUGAGACCUCCGACCUCCAGCAGCUAGAAGAGAUCAGAGGCCUCAUCAACGAGCAGCUCAGCACCGAGCGAGGGUCCAUGCUGCUCAACGGGCUGGUGGACUACUUCUUGGAAACCAACUCUGCCCAGGCCAUGCAUAUCCUCUCCUCAGUCAGAGAGCCACACGAUAAGCACCUUCUGGACAAGAUGAAUGAGUGUAUGACCAAACAGGCUUGCCGGCUGCCCACCCUCACCCUGCUCGGCCAUGUAAUCCGCAAGCAGCCGUCCUGGAUCCACAAGAUCGCUCGAUACCCUCUGCUGCUCUCGCUGCUCAAAUGCCUCAAGACGGAUACGGACGUAGUGGUGCUGAUAACUGGAGUGCUGGUGCUGAUCACUCUGCUACCCAUGAUCCCUCAAGCUGGGAAACAACACCUGUGGGAGUAUUUCGACAUCUUCGGCCGCCUGGCGUCUUGGAACCUGAAGAAUCCCGGGCACGUGUCAGAGGUUUACCUAAUCCACCUGCACGCCAGCGUCUACUCACUCUUCCAUCGUCUCUACGGCAUGUACCCCUGCAACUUUGUUUCCUACCUGCGCUCCCAUUACAGCAUGAAGGAGAACAUGGAAACUUUUGAGGAAGUAGUGAAGCCGAUGCUUGAACACGUUCGUAUUCACCCAGAGCUGGUGACGGGAACCAAGGACCACGAGCUGGACCCCACCAGGUGGAAAAAGUAUGAAAUCCACGAUAUCGUCAUCGAAUGUGCCAAAGUGUCUCUGGACCCCAAGGAGGCCUCCUGUGAGGAGGGCUACGCCAACAUGCCUGAGAAUUUCUACCCCCAAUUCCACCUGCGACCACAAGACUGCACUUCCAGCCCCUACACAGACCUCCACAGCAGCUACGGAAGCUCUUCUUCGACCCCAUUCUCGACUCCACGGCAGCCGCUACCCCCACCCCUGUCCUUGCCCCCCUUCUCAGGGACGCAGUCCUCCUCCCGCAGCCCACAGACCUCCAGACGGCAGAACUCCACCUGUGAACUCAACUCUUCCUGCGGAGGGAAGGACCCUCUGUGGAGCCCCUCCUCGUUGUGCGGCAUGGCGACGCCCCCUUCCUCCAGGGGCAUGUCGCCCAACUUCGAGCUCUCCCACAGUGCCUCACACCUUCCCAACCGCUUCCACAGCACAUCAGGAGGAAAAGGAACGCCUGCCUCCAGCACUCCAGCCACCUCUUCCCCACCUCCCUCCCUGUCAGAUGACUUCCCCAUAAUCUCCUUACCAGCCAACACAGUCCAGUCCAGUCCACCAAGGAAGGAACGGCGACAAGGAGAAAGCAGUAAGCCAGCCCUGGUGAGACAGGAGCCAGUGAAAGAUCCAGAGAAGAGUGCAGAAGCAGCCACAAACAGAGACGCUGGAGCCGCCGAGAACGUCUCCAUGACUUUGACAGAGCUGUCGGUCUUCAUGAAGAAACAGGAGCUGGAGCUUCAGCUGAGAACAGAGAAAGAGAGGGAAGAGGCUGCCUUCACAGAGGAGCUGCUGAAGAUCACCGAGGAUAAGCAGGAGCUGUCGGGUCUGAGGGGCUUCGACUCCCCUUUCUAUCACACCACUGAGACUUUGACUGGCUGUCAGGCACAAGAAAAGACCCUCACCAACACCCAGACUGGAGGGCCCGUCAGGGACACCCACCAUGUUGUAUCGACGCCAGACAAAGGGGAGACCACUGUGAAUACCAGCAGUGUUGGGAGUGAGAGAGGGGGAGGAGGAGACAGCAGGAGUUCAGCCCUCGGCCUCGAGCAGUCCUGGUCCUUCCAGUCGGGGUUCACCCCCAUCGACCACCACCUGCACCGGAGCCCCUCUGCCCCGGACGACGAGGUGUCCAAGUUCGGGAUGUUCUCCCCGAGCCCGUGCAGCAGCAAGACCCCGGCCCCGAUGCCCUACGAGGCGUUCUUCGACCUGGCUCUGCCCAGGGCGGCCUCGCUCUUCGUGGGCCAGAAGACGUCGGAGGCAGUGCACAAGGCGGCGAUGGAGCGGCUGUUGCAGCAGGAGGAGGGGCUGGAGGAUGGGGAGGAGGAAGGGGUCGUGUCUGCUUCCCCACUGGAGGUGCUGGAUCGCCUUGUUCAGCAGGGGAGCGACACCCACGACAAAGUUCUCAAGAGAUUACCGUUGCCCAGUAAGUCAGCUGACUGGACGCACUUUGGAGGCUCGGCUCCGCUGGACGAGCUUCACACGCUGCGCAGCCAGCUGCUCCUGCUGCACAACCAGCUGCUGUACGAGCGCUACAAGAGGGAGCAGCACGCCGUCCGCAACCGACGCCUCCUCCGACGCAUCAUCAACGCCACUGCGCUGGAGGAGCAGAACAACGCCAUGAAGGGCCAGCUGAACCUGCAGAGCGUGGACAUCGUGUCUCUGAGGGAGAGUCUGCAGGUGGAGCAGCAGCGGUACAGACAGCUGUGGGACGACCGGGAGACGGUGGUGACCAGGCUGCACAGUCAGAUCAGACAGCUGCAGCAGGGACGAGAUGACUACUACACCAAGAACCAGGAGCUCCAGAGCAAGGUGCAGGAGUGUCAGAAAAGGAUGGAUGAACUGGAGGCGGAGCUUCAGAGGGCCAACAACAAAGUGUGCCACACCGGUCACCUCCUCAACCAGAUGACCAUCAAGCUGAGCAACAGCGAGAGCACCCAGCAGCAGAUGAGCUUCCUGAACAAGCAGCUGCUGCUCCUCGGGGAGGCACAUAAGCUGUCCAUGCAGGAGUUGCACCACGCAGGUGCCGAUAAUACAAAGGAGGCCCAGAUGCUGAAGGUGUCUUAUGGGAAAGAGGUGGAGACGCUGAGGCAGAGCCUUCUGGUUCAGGGUCAGAAACUGGAGGCAGCGCAGCAGAGAGUCGCCGAGCUGGAGACGCACCUCUCCAAGAAGGAACACCUCAUAGCCGAACAGAAGAAGUUCCUCGAGGAUGUGAAAUGUCAAGCGAAGGCGGAGCUGCAGGCCUCAGACAGCAGGUAUCAGGCUCAGAGGAGGAUCACUCAGCUGCUGCAGACUGAACUCUUGCAGCUCUACAGCAGAGUGGAGAUGGAGGCUCCCGCCAGCACCAUCACCAGUUCACCACCAGGGGGCAGAGUUGAACCACACACUCGUGCAGACUCCAGUGUCAUGGUGCCAGAUGGACAAAGUAAACAUCACACCAACGAGGAGGUGGACAGUAGACCACCACGCGACUCCCCUCGGGGCAACGGCAGCACUUUAUCGCCACGGCAACCAAAGCCGAGCAACUCUUCCAAGUCAACAGCCAACUCCAUCAACGGCAGCCAGGAUCUGGCCCCGCCCCUGCUGGUGGAGCCCUCCCCGUCCUGUCCCUACUCCAACUCUCUCGCACCCGUGCCCCCCUCCGACGCGCCGCUCACCGUGGGCUCCUACCCCAGCGCCAAGAGCUUCCUGGGCAUGAGGGCACGCGAGCUGUUCCGCAACAAGAGCGAGAGCCAGUGCGACGAGGAGCAACCGCCGACGCGUCUGGCCGGCCUCGCCCACGGCCUGAAGACUGAGCUGUGUGUGGAGCCGCCCUGCCCGGGUUAUAUCGUCCCCGUCGGCCCAGCACCUCCCCCCAUCCCGACUCCGCCCCUCCCCGCCCCAGCUCUCGCCCCCGUCGCUCCUCUCACUGUGCCCACCAAGGAGCCCCCCUCUGAGCCCAAGCAGCGGGCCUCCAGCCAGGAAAGUCCCCGCAGGAAGGCAGGGGCAGGGUCGGGUGGAGGGCGGGGUCAGGCGGGUUCAGGGCGUCCCCGGCAGCAGCAGCUAAAGAUCAUGGACUAUAACGAAACACAUCACGAGCACAGUUAGAGACACAGAACUGAGCCGGGACGCAGGGCGGAGAUUGAGAGACUGAAGUUCAACGAUGGAGAAGAGCUACAAAUCAGCAGAAGAGUAACAUGUCAGCAACUCUUUGGAAUUCAGUGUUAUUUGUUCCAUUCCUCUGAGUGGACAACAGGAUUUCCCACAAUGUUUUUCUACUUUAUUUUUUUUUUUCCUUUUUUUAUACUGAGUCAUUCCCCUUAAGAAUUUUGACAAGGUGACCGGGAUACAAAGUCGAUGUGUUGUUACCAGUGGAGAUGCUAGUCUUAUGAUUUUGGUUAUGAGACAAAGACGCUCAAAGAUAUGCCGACAGACAGUGAUCGAAGUUAUCAGUCACUUACUCGUGACACUGUUAUUAAUAACUUACACGUGACAUCGUUAUCAAUCACUGACGUGU